Molecule: messenger RNA, 519 nt
Organism: Clonostachys solani
Lineage: Eukaryota; Fungi; Ascomycota; Sordariomycetes; Hypocreales; Bionectriaceae
Source: the annotation of a GenBank genome assembly
AUGUUCCCGCCCAAGGUGGGACAUACCCCUCCGCUGGCCAGGUCUAUACUUCCCCUGAGCCCUCUGGGGAGUAUCAGCACUAUUUCGCACCCACCCAGGGCCACUCUGAUCCAAAUGCUGCGAUUUAGACUCAGCAUUCAUCAUAUGCACCUGGAAGUGUUCCCCAGGCCUCUGGGGCGGCUGGGUGCUAUGGCGGAACAGAUGGCACUAUCGGUCCCACAAAGACUGAUCAUGAGGGGGGUCCUGUAUAAUUGUGACGGGUCGUUUCCAUCUGUGAAGGAGUUGAACGAGCACUACUACGUUUACCACAAGGAAUGGGCUAAGGCAAAUGGCAUACCGGACCCCAGACGCCGCUGCAUGGCCUGCGGGCGGGUAUUGCCAAAGGGGGGUUCCAUCAAGAAGCACGUCAAAGCCCAUCCCGAGUGUCAUGAAUUGGUUGGAGGUCUGCGAACCGACGGCCAGACACUCAACUACAGUGGCAGCGAGGGAGACAAUGGUGAGGGUAGCCACCAGGGCUGA